AUGAACGGGAACGUCAAUAACUAUGAAAGCCAAUCGGGCACAGUGCCGUCGAACGGAAGAGGUGCGGGAGGAGAUGGGGGACAAGCGUCUUGUGUAAGUUUUUAAUUUUUGUUUUAUGUAAUCAAAAUCAUCUUUUAGGACAAUUGGCCACAGCCUCCUUGCUUCUACCCUUACGCUGUCAAUGGACCGGCUCCGUUUGUGAGUUCGAAGAGAUAUUGUCAAUUUUCAUUUUGUUCUUUUUUUUUCAGAAUGCUAAUCAACCGCCGUACGUUUAUCACUAUUUUGGGAGAAUCCCGACAAUGAGAGGACAGUACGUGCAGAAUCUGGUAACUUGGCAAUCUUGACGAUUUUUAUAUUAUUUAUAUUUAGGAAGGAUGUGUCAGCUUCCCUCUACCGAUUUAUCAAAUGUACCCCGGUUUUUAUCAUGGGGACGUUUUCUAUGCAGCCAACGGACUUCGUUAUGUUAAAUGUGUCCCGCCUACUCAACAGUUCGGACAAAUGUCCUUGUCAAUCGAGUCUGAAAGAAAUGCUCAUCCGACUAACAUUUCGGAGCAGGGAAGUAUUCCGGUUGUGAAUGACACCAACACUCAAGGGCAGGAAGCGGAGGGAUCUGAGGAUUUUGGUGGAAACGGCGAGACUCCUUCGGACCGGUGAAUAACGUGCAUAAUAAAAAUGAGUGAAAAUGAGUAUUUGCAGCACCGGAACUGCGCAGGACACUUCCGAUAGUGAGCCGGAAGAUGAACCAGAGGCAGGUCCGUCUGAGGCAGGUUCGUCUGAGGCAGGUCCGUCUGAGGCAUGUCCGUCUGAGGCAGGCCCGUCUGAGGCAGGUCCGUCUGAGGCAGGUCCGUCUGAAUCAGGUCCGUCUGAGGCAGGUCCGUCUGAGGCGGGUCCGUCUGAGGCAGGUACGUCUGAGGCAGGUCCGUCUGAGGCAGGUCCGUUCGUUACUGAAAACGGUGUCACUGAAAACGGUUCGCAAGGAACGGACGAUGAGAUAAAGACAAUUCAAGCGCCGAAAGUGGACAAGGCCACGAAGAAAGCUGAAAAGAAAGCGAAGAAUCAGAAGAAGUGAGAUUUUAACUCAAUUUUUGAGUCGUACAUUUUUCUUUCAGAAAGCACAAUCGACAGAUAAGAAAGAAGGCGGAGCAGGAAAAGGAAGAGAGCGAUAAUCAGAUGCUCGAGAACAACCACAGAAAAGACGAGAUGGAUUUGGAAAGACGUUUGGAGAUAUAUGUUCAACAGGAAUCAGAAAUUCGGAAGGAUAAACAUUUCAAAUGUGAGAGAACACAAAAGUCUUAAUAACAAUGUGUUAAAAAUGUACAUUUUAGGUCCCGAAACAUGGCACGACUUUAAAAAAGACUUAUACAGACUCGUGCAACAGAUGAACGUGAAGGAGACCAUGACGAAAAAGAAACGCCUUCGCAACGUCUUCCAGCGCCGAUACGACGCGCUCCGCAGUUCGAAGCUCGUGUCCUCGGAGCUGACAAAGUACUACGGAAUCAUUCUGAAGAAAGAGCUGCCGCUUGUGAUUCUGCAAGACAUCCAAGCCCUCCAGAAAUUCAUCCACAUCGCUGAUCGGGAGUUUGCAUACUUCACGAUGGUCUUCGGUCCGGAAGACUCGUUUUUGAUUGAGUAUCAGAAUAUUUUGAAAGAAAGACCGGCCGAGGAUGAAAAAGGAGUGGCGCAGUAUUUGGGAUCACUGGCCGAAGUUCCUCAGUUCACUUUUUGGAAGUUAUUCUCAAAUAAAGAGGAACUAAUAAAGGUGGUGGUGGACCACAUUGAAGGGAGGAGAGGCGGGAGAGAAACGGCGAAGAACGACGACGGUAAGAUAUUCAAAAAGUCAUUAAUCAUAUAAAUAUAUCAUUACUUUUCAGAAGAUCCGGAAUUCGGAAACAUGGCCGCCAAGCUUUCCGAGAAAGCCCGAGCUCUUGGAGCCAAAAGCCGAAAAGAUCACGAAGGGUGGAAAAAGACAUUUUACCGAAAGCGGAUGGCAAGCCUAAAAGAGUUUGCCAGUUGUAAGAAUGAGUCGGAGGAAAAUGAGUAUGCGUGGAAAAUCCACGCCAUAUAUCAACUCUGCCUUAUUCUCCCGUUCGAGGUGUUCUGUGAGGACGCGGUUGUUCUCGAAGAGUGGUCGCAAGGAAAGGACGAGGAAUAUCUGCAGCAGCUUGAUGCAGCCUAUCUGGAAUGUGUUUUUCAUGUCUGA
Messenger RNA from Caenorhabditis sp. 36 PRJEB53466, 2200 nucleotides. Lineage: Eukaryota; Metazoa; Nematoda; Chromadorea; Rhabditida; Rhabditidae. The record is from the annotation of a GenBank genome assembly.